UUUCAGGCCUGUGGCGCGAAAGCUGAGUCGAAUCCGCGACCGAUUGCCGAAAUAAACCCGCCACAGGUGCGAUGAGCUAAUGACGUAACCGGAAACACGAGGCCCUGAAACCUUGGCCUCGAGUUAUCCCCGUGGCCCCGAAACGCUUAAUCACGAGUGACGUCCGUCACGACGACAUGUCGUUCCUGUUGAUUCGAGGCGGCCGGAAGGGGCCCAUCAUCUGCUUCGUCGGGAUCCUUCUGAUCUUCGCCCUCUACCAGCUGGGCAUCAUCUGCGGAUCCAUGAAGUACGUGCCCACCGCCGUGAUGGUCGCCAAAGAGAAAUACGUGGUAGGCCCGUUCGAUCACAAGAGGUACACGUACGAUCGUUAUAUGCCGCUAAUAUUCAUCGGCGGUGUGCCGCGAUCGGGCACCACUCUCGUACGCGCCAUGCUCGAUGCACAUCCCGAUGUCAGGUGCGGCCAAGAGACCCGAGUGAUCCCGAGGAUCCUUCAGAUGAGGAUGCAUUGGCUCAAGUCCGAAAGAGAGAACCUGCGACUAUCAGAAGCUGGCAUUUCCAAAGAGGUGAUGGACAGCGCGAUAGCGGCGUUCUGCCUGGAGAUCAUCGCGCGACACGCGGAACCAGCUCCGAGGUUGUGCAACAAGGAUCCCCUCACUCUCAAGAUGGGCUCUUACAUUCUCGAUCUCUUUCCAAAUGCCAAGUUUAUCUUCAUGAUCCGCGACGGCCGUGCCACCGUGCAUUCCAUUAUCUCUAGAAAGGUGACCAUAACAGGAUUCGAUUUGUCGUCCUAUCGACAAUCGCUGAUCAAGUGGAACCACGCGAUAUCCAUAAUGUACGGGCAGUGCAAGGAGAUAGGGUCGGACAAAUGUCUGAUGGUUCCUUACGAACAAUUGGUGCUGCACCCGCGUCAGUGGAUGAAGAAGAUCUUGAACUUCCUGGACGUUCCUUGGAACGAGUCUGUCAUGCAUCACGAGGAGUUCAUUAACAAACCGGGCGGCGUGCCACUUAGCAAGGUCGAGAGGUCGUCGGACCAGAUCAUAAAGCCAGUUAACUUGGAGGCACUGACCAAGUGGGUUGGCCACAUUCCGGACGACGUAGUCAGGGAGAUGCCUGACAUCGCGCCGAUGCUUUCUGUCCUCGGCUAUGAUCCUUAUGCUAAUCCGCCGAUCUAUGGAGCGCCGGACAGGCUGGUCAGCGAAAACACGAGACGGGUGCUGGCGAACGGAGAAGUGUGGGCGGCCAGAGCGCGCCAGUUCUCUCUAGAGAAGCUGAUAGAACUGAGCAACGAGGAGGAAACCACCAACACCCCAAACGCGUGACCACGAUUAGAUCUAUCCCUAGACUCGCGGACCUUGAACCUGUACAAUUUCUGUAACGUCUAACGACGCCUCCGGAAGCCAGUUCGCAACGGAAUGCUAGCCGACGAGCGCCAGAGCGAACGUACUUUCUGUCGUUCGACUGUUCCCGGGCGAACAUCGAGGACAGCGGACCGUGACCCAACGAGGAACCAGGGAAUACGAAGAUCUUUCUAGCUUAAGAGUAAGUCCGGAUCGAGCGUACGCGUCAGUGUCUCGAUCCACGUGGCAACCUGACGCGACCGCGAUAAUUGUUAAUCUAUUCGUCUCUGUCUCUCUGUCGCUGUAUAUUUUAAACGGUAGACGUGUCACGCGAAAUGGGAAACGUGUACAUAAAACGGCUUAGUUACUUUACCGUGAUUCGACUUUCGGUCUUUCUCUUCGCGCGAACGAAACGCCAUGUAACUUGUUCGCAAAUCGAUUCCGUUUCGUUUCUCCUUUUAAUCGUUCGCGACCAAACGGAAAUCGUCGGAGACACGAUGAACAAUUUCUGUACAAUUUCGACCAACGGCCAGUGAUAGGAACGUAGAAUGACGAAGUUACGUGUGAAAACCGUGUACCGUGUGAGACGGACAUGCAAGGGUAUCGGUGAAAAGAAGGCGGAAGAAGACAAACGAGGCGCGAUGGAAUCUCCUUUUCCAUGAUAAAACGCGCUACUCGUUUGCGUAUCGUUAACAGCAACGAACAAAUAUUCGAGAUUAACGUGGAGAAUGGAUCUUUAUAGUGUAUCAUGUAUUAUGAUAAAUGACUUUCGUCGUAUUCUACAUCGGAGUGAAGAGGAGCGAUGGCUUUUCGCGUGUGGUACUUGCUGGUCACCAAGCCACAGGAAACCCUUGCGUUCCUUUUGUUCGGUAUGUUUCUUUUCUUCUUUUUUUUCUUUUCUUUUCUACGUUUAUAAAGUAGACUAGCACCAUCAACUAUCGAGGAUUAGGCUAUUGAAAUGUAGAACCAGCGAAAGUUUCUUGUUGUACCGUUCGUAUUAAUAUUUAUAAGCCGCCGAAAAGUGUGAAAGUGCGCCGGAUUGAUGUUCGCGGACGAACUGUUUAGUCGAUUAAUCGUUCCCUCGGUUUGUAAUUUACCCGUGUACUUUCGUUAUCGUCUAUGAAUAAUGGCGGGCAGCGAUGUCCGUCCCGAACAACAUUACGACUCCAAUGGAACAUCGUCGUUCUCGAUCGUUACUAGAUUUCGUCAACCGGCAAUCGAUGCAAAUACAAUUUCGAUGUGGCAUUACGUCAUUCG
This is a messenger RNA of Colletes gigas, 2594 nucleotides long. It is a transcript of the gene Tpst, whose product is annotated as protein-tyrosine sulfotransferase. Gene Ontology annotation, biological process: peptidyl-tyrosine sulfation. The transcript has 8 exons. Gene Ontology annotation, cellular component: Golgi apparatus. Gene Ontology annotation, molecular function: protein-tyrosine sulfotransferase activity. NCBI's taxonomy places the organism in Eukaryota, Metazoa, Arthropoda, Insecta, Hymenoptera, Colletidae. The coding region runs from base 177 to 1319 and encodes 380 amino acids. The record is from RefSeq and is a predicted model, not a curated record.